AUGCCUUUUGGUUUGAAGAACGCAGGAGCCAUGGACCAAAGAUUGGUAAACCAGAUGUUCAGCAAUCAAAUUAGGAGGAAUGUAGAAGUGUACGUCGACGAUAUGCUUGUCAAGAGUAAAGAAGAAGAGAACCACCUGGACGAUCUCAGGGAGACAUUCAACACGCUCAGACAAUACAACAUGAAGCUAAAUCCGUCCAAAUGUGCCUUUGGAGUCUCCUCAAGGAAAUUCCUCGGGUUCAUGGUGUCGCAAAGGGGGAUAGAGGCAAAUCCUGAGAAAGUGAGAGCUAUCCUCGAGAUGUCCUCUCCAAAGAUGGUAAAAGAAGUGCAAUCCCUUACAGGAAGAGUAGCUGCCCUCAAUAGUUUCGUCUCAAAGGCGACGGACAAAUGUCUUCCUUUCUUCAAGACCCUGAAACAAGCCUUUGUCUGGACAGAGGAAUGUGAGACAGCAUUCCAGGAGUUAAAGCGCUACUUGAGCAACCCCCUACUCUUGAGUCUGUCCAAGGAGGGAGAAGAUUUAUUCCUUUACCUUGCAGUAUCCAUCCCAUGGGGUCAGAAUGUUGAAGCUGACGAAGUAGCACAGAGUGCAUUCGUAGACGAUCAAUCAAAGGUAAAUGAUUGGAGGCUGGAAGAACAAAACUCUCCUAGCAUCGAAGAAUUUCAAACCUUCCGUGUGCACACUCGCUCAGGGUGGACAUGUCCUAUUCUGUCUUACCUUAAAAAUGGACGGUUACCACCGAACCUUGAAGAAGCCAAGAAGAUCAAGAAGAGUAUUGCCAGGUUCAAGAUGCUCAAUGAUGAGCUCUACAAAAGAGGCUUCUCCCAGCCUUACUUGAGGUCCGUAGAAGAGGAGGAAGCUAAAUAUGUCCUGGAAGAGGUGCACAAGGGAAUUUGCGGUGACCACAUAGGAGCAAAAUCCUUCAUCCAAAAGAUCACGAGUGUAGGUUAUUUUUGGCCCACAAUGCAACAAGACACAGUGGAUUUUGUCAAAAGAUGUGACCGUUGCCAGAGGUAUGGAAAUGUCCAACAAGUCCCCGGGGAAAAAAUGACGACCAUUUCCUCACCUUGGACAUUCGCAUAA
Molecule: messenger RNA, 1080 nt
Organism: Quercus robur (English oak)
Lineage: Eukaryota; Viridiplantae; Streptophyta; Magnoliopsida; Fagales; Fagaceae
Exons: 2
Coding region: 1-1080 (359 amino acids)
Source: RefSeq, a predicted model, not a curated record